AUGGCUCCUGCCGACAACGACUGCGUUUGGGAGAUCACCUCCCGCUGGGAGGAAAUCCUCGAGUGGUGCACAAUGCUUCCACCAACCUCCCCUGACUCCGCCUCUCCUUCUGGUACUCGGGUCCGGCAAGCUGUGUCGGCUCCAAGCACGCCGUUGCCACGAUCCCGAGCAGUUUCAAUCAGCGGGGAGACUGUUGUCACAACGGAUACACAAUCUGGAGCCUUCACAGAGACCGUGAGGUAUCAGCUCAGAGCCAUCUAUGAUAAGAAACGGCAAUGCUGGGUUUGUCGAGAAGAGGAAGCAGACUGCGCCCAUGUCUUUGCGAAAGAAGACGGCCAAGCAGAUCUAUGGGCAAAGAUAGGCCUGAUCCCCCCAGGGGCCAACCUCAAGGCAAAGGAGAAUGCGAUUUUUCUCUGCAAACUCUGCCACUACCGUUUUGAUAAUGCCUCACACCCAGGGCUUGUCUUCUUCCCUGUUGACCUGGAAUUUUUCAUUGAAUUCGAGAAGGCCGACCAAGCCCGCCGUAAGGAAGCGGCACAGACUGGCGCGCCUAUCCGCCGUCGCACACCAUCGGCAGCGGAAUAUAAGAAUCACCAGAUGAAACAAGCCUUGGUUGAGCCACACUCGAUUGGGGGUCUAUAUCGCACCGUCAUGUUGGUACCGUUCCUUUCCAGGGAACUUCCCAAACAGGUCAGCGGUGUGAUCAUUGAAGACCGCACCAAGGUCAGGGAAUGGCACGGCGAGCCAAUGUAUACGCUCCGCCGCGCGUUCCAACUCCUGGGAAACAUCCAGAACAGGUUGCUGGCCCCUGGGAUCAAAAAACAGCUGCAAGAGCUGAUGGAGCUCUACACCAGCGAUCAGAUUGAGGAUGACGACGAUGAUUCAGACUUUGAUUUUGAAAUGAGUCGCGCCAAUCGGUUCGACAGGGGCACCAAACGUCCAUAUCCAGGACCUGAUGAUACAGGCAAUGCCGGACCUCACGGUGAUGUCCGUGGAAACCCGGAUGAGGAUGAAGGCCCCGGUGACCCGCAGCUAUGCCCGGAGGGUGGGCAGAAUGAUUUUGGUGUAUCGGCGAAAAGAGUCAAGCGCGGCUGUCGCUCAGUCGACGAGACCGUUUUGCCGGAGCAUCAUCACCUGAUCCUGACUCCGCAUCGUACAUUGUCACGCCGAUGGCAAUUGGGACCUCUCUCGACAGCUGAGGAUGCAAUUCGCAUCCGCACGCAGUUGAUGGCACCGGCGUGA
Molecule: messenger RNA, 1242 nt
Organism: Penicillium subrubescens
Lineage: Eukaryota; Fungi; Ascomycota; Eurotiomycetes; Eurotiales; Aspergillaceae
Exons: 3
Coding region: 1-1242 (413 amino acids)
Source: RefSeq, a predicted model, not a curated record